AGCGCUGUACAGGAUUUCAGAUCUGUGAGACUGCUACAGCGCAGCAAUGGGACUACAGCACACCCUGGCUUUGUAAAAAUAAAUACGUGUAAUACUACUACAACUAUUACUGCUACUGCUAAUAAUAGGCUAAUGCCGAUUCUAAAAUACAUUUAAUACACUGAAUAGUCACGUGGGAGCUCUGAUGUGAAGAACUGUAACGUUGAAAACCCAAAUAUUAUAUUUUUGUUAUUUUUUUCUACGCCGGCGGAUGCAAGAAUGAACAGUCAGACGCGAUAUUGCACUGCAUGUUGGAAAUUUACACUGCUGCCCAUCGUUUUCAUUCUGCACUUGAUUCCUUUGUGUGUGCAUGGAGACUUAUUGGAAGGCAACACGACCCUAACUGAUAACAAAAACAAUGAUACAUCACUCUGCUUGGGAUGUAGAAAUAGUUCCAGCUCUGGAGCCAAGGCUGAAGAUCCUUUGUCUGGGGAUCACAAAGAAGGGGGCUCAGAGGCCUCCGCUGGCUCAAGUUGGCCGACUGCCGGAGAGGCCUUUGUCUGGGGCUUAUUGGGCACAAAGGAGCUGGAGGAGACCUCCAUCCCUCUUCCCCGAGAAAGCCAGGAAGAGCUGGGUAGUGGCGACCAGCUCUUCAAACCCUCAGCCAGCACUUCUUUUGGGGCGAGCUCCACCACUGCCCCCUUAAGGCAAGAUGCCACCACCACAGGUGUGAUGAGCAGCACUGAGAUCAGCCAAGACUCAGCGGAGAAGGAACACUUGAUUGAAGUGUUCGGGGACUUCGUCGGCACUGGAGCCGAGACUAGCAAAAACAGUGAAAUCCAGAGCCUGCCGACCCCUAACACUAAUGAGAUCCAUCUGGAUUUCAAAGGAGAUGAGCAGGUGAUGCUCUGGGGUGGCCACACAGACUCCCCUGCACAAGGAGCUGAGGGGGACCUGGAUUUCACUUUGUUGGACCUGGACAUGAAGCUUAGAGCCCAGCCAGCCACCACUCCUACCACAGACACUUUGGCAACCCCAGAUAUUCUCAGUUUGGACUACUACGACCCUUUCGCGCAUUUGGACCCGGCAAACACUCCAUUGCCCAAGACAUCCUCUGUGUCAUCAGCCCGUGAAGUGCUUGGUGUGCCCACUUCCUGGACCCUCCCUAAAGUCUAUGACACUUUCACUUCCUAUGAGGAUUCCUACCCCUUCACCACAGAGGUGUACCCUGAAGAGGACGAGUACACCAAAUCCGACCUGGAGAACGAGAAUGACUACCGGCUCACCACUGUGCCUUCUGACCUGUGGAUCCUGCUCCAGGAAAGAGGAACGCUGUCCACCCAGCCUGGCCUGGCCCCCCGUUCUGAGUCUGUUGUCACGGAGGAUGUGCGGCCCAGUGGCUCCGACGAAGACGAGGCAGGCCAGGCUGUCACACAGUUGCUUUCUGGGCAGGACUCCGACGUCAACAACAACAACAGCUCGGCGUGCCGGAUGGGAUACGUCAAGCACAACUUCACAUGCAAACCCGUCUGUGACAUGUUCUCCAGCUACUGCUUGAAUGGAGGCCAGUGCUACCUGGUGGAGAAUACAGGAGUCUUCUGCAGGUGUAACACGCAGAACUAUAUCUGGCACAAAGGGGCUCGCUGCGAGUCUGUGAUCACGGAGUUCCAGGUGAUGUGCAUCACGAUUGGAGCUGCUGCUGUCAUGGUGCUGCUGCUCUUCAUGAUCACUGUCUUCUUUGCCAAGAAGCUGCACCUGCUCAAGACGGAGAACUGCAAACUACGCAAGCGCUCUAAGUACCGUCCUCCCUUGGAGCAGCACAAUGAUAAUUUCUCACUGUCGACCAUCGCUGAGGGCUCCCACCCAAAUGUAAGGAAACUUUGCGGCACCCCACCUAACCUCCCUCAGGCCCGUGCUUUGGCUUACUAUGAUAACAUUAUCUGUCAGAAAACCAUCAGCAGAUACACCUGGGAAUGUAAAAGCACAGAGGAACCCGGGUGCCAGGACGACCCGAACGCACAGAAAAAAUUGGAGGACCCACUGAGUGUGUCUCCCAAGGAGGACCGUGCCGCACUUAACAUCCAGAACGCCUUGACUCCCAAACACGAGAACAACAAGGCAGCUGAAUGCGAGGAGAACUCCGAGGUAAACUCGCUUCAGAACAACAUGAUAUAAAUGCAGUGCAGUGACGGCACACAAACUGCAGCAGCACAAACUUUUUACAACGGUACAAACUCUUCUUUUUAUGUUUCACCCCCCCUCCUCUUCCCCCUUCCCUCCUUCUCCUCCCCCUCUCCCCUAGCCUUACUGAUUUAAUGGCAUGCAUUGGUGUACUUUAUAUACAUUUUUAAAAAAAAAAGAAUGCAGAGGUUUGAUGUUUGUUUGACUAAUUCAGUGAGUAUGUAUAAAAAUAUACAGUAUAUAUGAAAAAAGCUCGGAGUGAGAAAAAAAAAAAGUGUCUUUGUUUUUAUUGAUGUGAUUUCUAAUCCUUUGAUGUUUUUUUGUACUUUUUUGGGAAUACAGAAACAAACGGACAAAAAAAUCAAGGCAGUUAUGAAA
Molecule: messenger RNA, 2538 nt
Organism: Polyodon spathula (Mississippi paddlefish)
Lineage: Eukaryota; Metazoa; Chordata; Actinopteri; Acipenseriformes; Polyodontidae
Product: chondroitin sulfate proteoglycan 5-like
Exons: 6
Coding region: 259-2154 (631 amino acids)
Biological process (GO): nervous system development
Source: RefSeq, a predicted model, not a curated record